UAACAACAUCAGCUGAUCAUAAUUAUCUGCUGUCUAUAUUAAAUUAAACGUCUUCGGGAGGAGACGAUAACUCUCCCAUUAACCAUGUAUUCACAUUGACCAAUGAAACAAAAUGAGAAAACAGUGUGAGGUGUGGUGAUCCACAAGAGAGGAGUUAUCAUUUUAAUUUGUUUUAGGUUUAAUUUGUACCUCACAAUUGUAAGAAAACAUCUCGUCAGUGUUUGGGUGUGGGCUUGGACUUGAAAGACGCAGAAAUUGAAUUUAGGAAUGAGCUGAGGGGCGUUUCGGAUCAACUGCAGCAGUUAGUUUGAUGACACACUCGUAAGUCCCAGGAGUUUAUGUUUUUUUGCAUUUUCACAUCAAACCAGAGUGAAGAGUUCAGUAAAAAGUAUUUCAGGGCGUUUUGCAGCAAGCAUCAUGUCACGUUCACAGCUCCUGGUUGUACUGUUCUGUUGUCUUCCAUUGGCAGCCUGUCUGCGCUGUUACACCUGCCUGUUUCCAGCUCUUUCUCCCAUGGACUGCUUUAAGUUUCCUCAGGAGUGUCCAGCUGGGCAGCGCUGCCUGUCGAGCAUAGCCACGGGAAAACGGGGUGCACUACAGCUGACGAUGUAUGAGAAGAGCUGUGCCAUCUCCUCGCAGUGUGGCGUCAGUGGACAGAAGUAUGCAACUGGCCUGUACUUCAACUACACUAACGUGUGCUGUGAUACUGACCUGUGUAAUGGAGCCGUGUCCGUUGCUGCCCUCAGCUGGGCAGGACUGGCCCUCUGUCUGCUGCCUGCACUCUGCCUCCUGUUGGCCUAAGUCAACCCUGAGGAAACAGGUUAUCUGGAAACAAACGGUUAAAUACACCCUCACAGACACAUCAGUGUGCACCAGUGGUGGAAUCUAAAUAUGUACAUUUAUUUAUAUACUCUGCUCAGACUUCUGUGACUAUAUCUAAGAGGCACAAACUGUAGUGUUUAAAGACAAAGACAAAUUUAGUUACUUUUACAAUUUCUCAUCUCAAUGAAAAUCUUAUUCUCUUAAUACAGUGUUUUUCAACCUUGGGGUCGGGGCCCCACUUGGGGUCGCCUGGAAUUCAAAUGGGGUCACCUGAAAUUUC
This is a messenger RNA of Sphaeramia orbicularis (orbiculate cardinalfish), 1102 nucleotides long. Its product is annotated as prostate stem cell antigen. The record is from RefSeq and is a predicted model, not a curated record. The transcript is spliced from 3 exons. The coding region runs from base 418 to 801 and encodes 127 amino acids. NCBI's taxonomy places the organism in Eukaryota, Metazoa, Chordata, Actinopteri, Kurtiformes, Apogonidae.